AUGUUCCCCAUGUAAAUAACACAUCCACAAUUUCAGAAAAAUAAAGCUAGUAAAUCUUCACUUUUAUACUACCAAAUAUUCAACUAAAAUCCUUAUCUUAACAUCUACUUUGGCUGUCUGUUCUUUUUUAUUUGUUUGAUGGUUUGUUUCACAUCAGAUGGGUAAGGAGCCAGACAAUACUAACAAGGUUUGAGGGAGGCACCUCUCACACAUGUGCAUGAACACCCAAUCAUCAUGCUUUGAGCUACGUAGAAAAGGAUCCUUUCUGUUCUUACCUGAACUUUCCCCAUGGGUCUCAAGGAGAUAGACAAUGUAUUAUGUUAAAAAUGACAGAGUUAUUGUGGGUGAGCCUUAUUCUCCUACAGAACUUUUGGUCCUCCGCUGAGCUAACCACAGUCUUAUUCUGUUUCCCCUUAAUCCACAGGCAGAUGCUAGAAACAAGACAACCAAUGGUAUGGUAUUGCCCUGAGAAUAAUGAAUCAUUCAGGGUUUCAAGUGUCUGAGUUCAUCCUGAUGGGGCUCCCAGGCAUUCAUGAGUGGCAGCACUGGCUCUCCCUGCCACUGGCUCUGCUCUACCUCUUAGCUCUGGGUGCCAACAUCCUCAUCAUGGUCACCAUUCAACGUGAGCCCAUGUUACAUGAGCCCAUGUUCCAUUUUCUGGCUGUAUUGGCAGUGGUGGACAUUGGCCUGGCCACCACCAUCAUGCCCAAGACCCUGGCCAUCUUCUGGUUUGACGCCAAGGCCAUCAGCCUCCCUGAGUGUUUUGCUCAGAUCUAUGCCAUCCACAGCUUCUUCUGCAUGGAGUCCGGCAUCUUCCUCUGCAUGGCAGUGGACAGAUACAUAGCCAUCUGUCACCCCCUCCAAUAUCCUUCCAUAGUCACUGAAGCUUUUGUGCUCAAAGCCACAGGACUCAUGAUGCUCAGGAAUGGCCUGUUGACCAUCCCAGUGCCUAUACUGGCUGCACAGAGAAACUACUGCUCCAGGAAGGAAAUUGACCACUGCCUCUGCUCUAACUUGGGGGUUGUCAGUCUAGCUUGUGAUGAUAUCACCGUGAACAAAUUUUACCAACUGAUGCUAGCAUGGAUCCUGGUUGGGAGUGAUAUGGUUCUGGUAUUUUCUUCCUAUGCUCUAAUCCUUCACUCUGUGCUGAAGCUGAAAUCAGCAGAAGCAACGUCCAAGGCUCUGAGCACCUGUAGCUCCCACCUCAUCCUCAUCCUCUUCUUCUACACAGGUAUCAUUGUGCUGUCUGUCACACACCUUGCAAAGAAAAAUAUUCCCCUCAUCCCCAUACUCCUUAAUGUACUGCACAAUGUCAUCCCCCCUGCGCUCAACCCCAUGGUCUAUGCACUCAGGAUGCACGACCUCAGACUAGGCUUUCAGAGACUGCUUGCGCUGGGUGAAAAAGUGUCCAAGUGACUCCAGCUUUAGGAAACCAUUAAGUGUUAGGAAAUCACAGAGGUUUUAGCUCUCAAUAGACUUGGGUUGUAAUUUGUAAUCUCACUAGGGAAAAAAAUGGCCAAUAAAAUCAUGAAAACUGUCAGCCACAUGAAUCAAAAUAUGCAUAUUAAAAUUACAAGCACAUUUCCUACUAGAAAAUAAGAAUAGAGAAGUGAAAUGUCCCUAACUCUUGAUGCCACCCCAAGACUGACACUCUUAUACACAGCUGGGGGAACUGUAAAUUUGCCCAAAUAUACCAAGAAGCAAUUUGGCAAAAUUUAUUAAAAUGUUUGUAAA
Molecule: messenger RNA, 1734 nt
Organism: Microcebus murinus (gray mouse lemur)
Lineage: Eukaryota; Metazoa; Chordata; Mammalia; Primates; Cheirogaleidae
Product: olfactory receptor 56B4
Biological process (GO): G protein-coupled receptor signaling pathway
Cellular component (GO): plasma membrane
Molecular function (GO): olfactory receptor activity; G protein-coupled receptor activity
Source: RefSeq, a predicted model, not a curated record